UGUAACAUUACCUUGUUAUUAUUGAGAAACCAGGUAAAGACUACGCAGAAUCUUGUUUCGGAACUCCUUGAGCCGUCUAGUAAUUAAUCAUGUCACAAGGGCUUUAAAUAGUAUAAUUAAAGCAGAAAAUCAUUACAGAUUAAACAUCACAAGUAUUUCAUACAGACAAAGAAUUCUAUAAAGAAUGAAGCUUCUUUUACCUGUAGCUGCUUUCCUCGCAACAUUUAUUUGUGGAGUUUCCACACAGUCCACAAAGCAUUUCCCUAACGACUCCAUUCGAGUUCGUCUGUUGAUAUACUCUGGACGAGAGGAUCCGACUUGGAAUGUCUCUCCGUUCAGCAGACUCUAUCGAAACAUUUCUUAUCUGAUGCAAAGGCCAACACAACCACCCCAAAAUUCCUUUCCAAGACUUGGCUACAAUGGAUUUGAUGUAGCGAUGCCAGGUGUACCCACGAGAACAAUUCCAGCAAGAUCUAACCCUGUUCUGGAGUCGAUGCUGUUGUACUCUGGAAGGCAAUACAUUGAUGAAUCCACGUACAGAUACGUUCUUAGUGAUAUUCACAGAUAAACUGUCACAAGCACUGUCUGCUUUGUUUAUUACUUUAGAAGAAUAUUAAAUGAUGCAGUACAUCCA
Messenger RNA from Magallana angulata, 634 nucleotides. RefSeq lists its product as uncharacterized. The record is from RefSeq and is a predicted model, not a curated record. Lineage: Eukaryota; Metazoa; Mollusca; Bivalvia; Ostreida; Ostreidae. The transcript is spliced from 4 exons. The coding region runs from base 185 to 568 and encodes 127 amino acids.